Messenger RNA from Onychomys torridus (southern grasshopper mouse), 452 nucleotides. RefSeq names its product S100 calcium binding protein A9 (gene S100a9). The transcript is spliced from 3 exons. Gene Ontology annotation, cellular component: cytoplasm; nucleus; extracellular exosome. Gene Ontology annotation, molecular function: calcium ion binding. NCBI's taxonomy places the organism in Eukaryota, Metazoa, Chordata, Mammalia, Rodentia, Cricetidae. Bases 26 to 373 code for a protein of 115 amino acids. The record is from RefSeq and is a predicted model, not a curated record. Gene Ontology annotation, biological process: antimicrobial humoral immune response mediated by antimicrobial peptide; neutrophil aggregation; response to lipopolysaccharide.
CUUUAGCUUUGAGAGGAGCAGGAAGAUGGCCACCAAAACACCAUCCAUGAUGGAGCGCAACAUAAACACCAUCAUUGAAGUCUUCCACCAGCACGCUAGGACGGAAGGAAACACAGACACCCUGAGCCAGAAGGAAUUCAAAAAUAUGGUGAAAAGCGAUUUGGCAAACUUUAUGAAGAAGGAGAAAAAGAAGGAAAAACUCAUAAAUGACAUCAUGGAGGACCUGGACACAAAUGAUGACAAGCAGCUGGCCUUUGAGGAGUUUGUGAUGCUGGUAGCAAAGUUGGUCUUUGCCACCCAUGAGAAGAUGCAUGCGAGUGAGCAAAACCUACGUGGGAAGGAACACAGCCACGGUUCAGGCUUUGGGAAGUAAUUAGGAGACCAGCCACCUUGCACCUGCCCAACCAAGACAAAAGGGAAUGUCUUAUCAAAUGGCCUUAGUUAUGGAGCUG